GCGAGUGGAAUAUACACGGCUUUGAACGGAAAAAGCAGGCGCUGCUGGGACUCGAGCGUUUUUAGUGGCAGGAUUGUGUUUAUUUGUAUCGUAUGAUCCGGAUCGUAUGGAUUGAAGAUUGGAGAUUUAUCUUUUUUUUAUUUUAUCUUAAUUAAUUUGAAGCUGGAAUGGGCAGAGAUUAACGUUAGUUAAGAAAGAAAAGUUCCUCACGAGUCGGAUUUUUUGAGUUUUUGCGUAAUUAAAAACUAAUUAUCCGUUUUCAUAUCGGAUUGAAGAGGUUUGAUAGACUGGAUCUGAAUCUAAUGAGCUGACAGCAGGACUGAGAUGGAUCCUGUUUCCUGGAUUAUUCCUGUGUUCUGGUUCUGGUUCUGGUUCUGGACUGGAUUCACAUCAGCAGAGGAAGAGGUGCUGAUGAACACGAAGCUAGAAACAUCUGAUCUCAGAUGGACCAGCUACCCUAGCAGUGACCCUGAGUGGGAGGAGAUGAGCGGUUUGGAUGAGGAGGGCAACAGCGUCCGCACCUUUCAGAUCUGCCCCAUGGACACGUCAGUGAGUCACUGGCUGCGCACGCGCUUCAUCCCGCGGCGCGGAGCGACUCAGGUGUAUGUGGAGAUCCGCUUCACUGUGAUGGAGUGUUCGGCCAUGCCUUCCAGCUUCCGCACCUGCAAAGAGACCUUCAACCUGUACUAUUACCAGAGCGACGAGGACACGGCCAGCAGCACACACCCCGCCUGGAUGGAGAACCCCUACAGCAAGGUGGACACAGUCGCGGCUGACUUCCUGUUGCGUCGCGGCGGAGAGAGGAAGUCUAACGUGAAGACGGUGCGCGUGGGUCCGCUGUCGAAGAAGGGCUUCUACCUGGCGUUCCAGGCUCAGGGCGCGUGUAUGGCCCUGCUCUCCGUCCGCGUCUUCUUCAAGAAGUGCCCCGCCAUCACCCGCGCCUUCUCCUCCUUCCCCGAGACGCUCCCUCACUCGCUGGUGCAGCAGGCCGAGGGCGUGUGCGUCACAAACUCCGCCCCCACAGGCCAAGCCCCGCCCACCAUGUUCUGUGGGGAGGACGGCCAGUGGGUGGGGCCUCCGUCCUCCACCUGUGAGUGUAAACCGGGGUUCGAGCCGGUGGACUCCGACCACUGCAGGGCGUGCGGAUCGGGUCAGUAUAAAGCGUCUAUCGGUGGGAGUUUGUGUCGUGUGUGUCCAGACAACAGUAACACACACUCUCCUGGAUCCAGUGUGUGUUUGUGCCGCCCUGGAUUCCACCGCGCCGCCAACGACCUUCCUGAUUCAUCCUGCACCAGACCGCCGUCGGCUCCGCGCAGCAUUGUCUAUCAGAUCAAUGAUACGGUGGUGACGCUGGAGUGGUCAGAGCCGCUGGACCGCGGCAGUCGCUCGGAUCUGUCCUACAGCAUGGAGUGUGUGCGCUGCAGAGGCUCUGGCUGCGUCCCCUGCGCAGACAGUGUCUCCUACAGGCCGGGGCAGGUGGGUGUGACCGGGAGGCGGGUCAUCAUCCACGGGCUCCUCCCACACACCACCUACACCUUCACCGUCAUCUCCCAGAACGGAGUGAGCGCUGUCAGUCACACAAGCCCCGCCUCCAGCUCCGUCAACAUCACCACCAGCAGAGACGUGGCCGUUCCAGUGUCCGGCAUCAGGAGGACUAUAGCGUCUGAGAGCAGUGUCUCCAUCAGCUGGACGGUUCCUCCACAGACGCAGCACAACAUUCUGGAGUAUCAGCUGCGCUACAGUCUGAAGGAUCAGGAUGACGGAUGGCAGUACAUCAGCAGUAAAAGCAACUCGGUGGUUCUGAACGAUCUGACCCGUGCGUCACAGUACCAGGUGCAGGUCAGAGCCAGAACCGCAGCGGGAUACGGACACUUCAGCCCCGCCGCCAACAUCAGCACACUACCUGACGAUGAAGAAUCUCCAUCGCGGCUGUUGCUCACUGGUGUGCUGGUCACUAUAGGACUGCUCAUUCUCAUCACCGUGGUGAUCGUUGCCGUGUUCUGCUUCAGGCGCUCCAGCCGCACACGGUAUCCGGACCCGGAUAAGAGCUGCCAGUUCCUGAUGGGUCAGGGGGUUAAAGUGUACAUCGAUCCGUUCACAUACGAGGAUCCGAACGAGGCGGUGAGGGAGUUCGCUAAAGAGAUCGACGUGUCGUUUGUGAAGAUCGAGGAGGUGAUCGGUGCCGGUGAGUUCGGUGAGGUGUGUCGCGGCCGGCUCAAGGUUCCCGGGAAGAAAGAGAACUAUGUGGCCAUUAAGACCCUGAAGGGCGGCUACACAGACAAGCAGAGGCGGGACUUCCUGUCUGAGGCGUCAAUCAUGGGUCAGUUCCACCAUCCCAACAUCAUUCACCUGGAGGGAGUGAUCACAGCUUCCUGUCCCGUGAUGAUUCUGACCGAGUACAUGGAGAACGGGGCACUGGACUCCUUCCUGCGGCUGAAUGAUGGUCAGUUCACGCCCAUCCAGCUGGUGGGGAUGCUGCGUGGGAUUGCGUCCGGUAUGAAGUACUUGUCGGAGAUGAGUUAUGUUCACCGGGAUCUGGCGGCGCGUAACAUCCUGGUCAACAGUAACCUGGUGUGUAAGGUGUCUGACUUUGGCCUGUCCAGAUUCCUGAUGGAGAACUCGUCUGACCCCACAUACACCAGCUCGCUGGGCGGGAAGAUCCCGAUCCGCUGGACGGCUCCUGAAGCCAUCGCCUUCCGUAAGUUCACCUCGGCGUCAGACGUCUGGAGCUACGGCAUCGUCAUGUGGGAGGUGAUGUCGUUCGGAGAGAGACCGUACUGGGACAUGAGCAACCAGGACGUGAUCAAUGCCAUC
This is a messenger RNA of Sinocyclocheilus anshuiensis, 2814 nucleotides long. RefSeq names its product ephrin type-B receptor 4-like. The record is from RefSeq and is a predicted model, not a curated record. Gene Ontology annotation, biological process: protein phosphorylation; axon guidance; ephrin receptor signaling pathway. Gene Ontology annotation, cellular component: dendrite; plasma membrane. Lineage: Eukaryota; Metazoa; Chordata; Actinopteri; Cypriniformes; Cyprinidae. The annotation marks the transcript as partial. The transcript has 15 exons. Gene Ontology annotation, molecular function: ATP binding; protein binding; transmembrane-ephrin receptor activity.